Messenger RNA from Staurois parvus, 292 nucleotides. NCBI's taxonomy places the organism in Eukaryota, Metazoa, Chordata, Amphibia, Anura, Ranidae. The record is from the annotation of a GenBank genome assembly.
GGGACUUGUAGUCUUACUGUAGGGGAUGCUGGGACUUGUGGUGCCCCUCACAGCUCUGCAAUCUGCCUCCAGCUCUGUAACUAUGCCAAGGGCUUGACAGGGGAUGCUGGGACUUGUAGUACCACUACGCAUGAAGUCUGGCGGCCCUCCACCUGUUGCCAAACUACAAGUCCCAUGAGGCAUUGCAAGACUGACAGUUACAAGCAUGACUCCCAAAGGCAGAGGCAUGAUGGGACUUAUAGUUUCGCAACAGCUAGAGGUCUGCCAGUGUGACACCCUUGCUCUAGAGCUU